CAAUCCAAAGAGGCAAAGACGAACGUUAACCAUCGUGGCAUCGUCUUCAACAGUUCAACCUCCUCCUCAGCCGAAACCCCAUUUUCUGAGUCGCGAACAUGGUCUCAGCCUACGCUCUCUUCACACACCCUUUCCCCACUUCUUCUUCUUCUUCCGUUGAUUCUCUCUUUUCAUACCCACCCCCUCCUCCUUCCAACGCAACCUUCCGUAGCCAUGAAUGGUUUCCUCUGCUAAAGCUCGCUAAAACCCCAAAACCUGAACCAAACCCCUUACUACCCCAACUGCGUCUUGGACCCAAUGCACAGUUUCUUCUCCAAUGCAGCUCCAAUCCGGUCACCGCCGAUAUAGGGACGGUCUUCUCGCUCUUACAAGCAGUUGGAAUAGACGAGAAAGAAACAAAAGUGCUUUUGGAGAAGAAUCCAGCUCUGGCUUUGACGUGUUUGGAUUCAUUACGAGCUCGGAUUGAGUGCUUUAAUUCAGUUGGACUUGAUGGGCUUGUGCUUUCCAAUUUGAUCACCAAAUGUCCGAAUUUGUUAACUGCUGAGGAGAUUGAUCCCUUUUUGAGUUUUGUCCGUCAUGAUAUGGAAGCCAAAAUUGAGCCGGGACAGCUGAGGAGACUUUUUCGGGCAGCAGACGUUAGAUUCUUGGUGGGAUUUGGUUAUAAGGUAGGAUUGCUUGUUCGUCGCGGAGUUCCGGAGGAGAAGAUUGUUGAUGUUCUCAACAAGGUGAAUCUAUACAAGGCAUUGUGUCUCAAGUCAGCUGAGGAAAUUGAUAGGACUAUCACAUUCUUGAACCGUUUUGGUGGGAUUGACUUGAUUGUGAGGCGUCCAUCGCUACUGAACUAUGACUUGGAGACUCAGCUGGCUCCGAGAGUUGAGUUUCUCACUGAGGUUAGUGGCGGAGAUGAAAAUGCCACAGGGGUUUUGUUGGGGAAGCUUCCUGCAAUUUUGAGCUACACUGUGGAUCACACGAAGGGCCAUGUAGAGUUGUUGAGGUCAUUUGCUGGUUUAAGUGAUGAACAGAUAUUCAAAUUCUUGCUAGUUUUCCCCAAUGUGGUUAGUGCCAGCAGGGAGAGGAAAAUGCGUCCGAGAAUUAAGUUUCUCAAGGAAUGUGGGUUGAGUUCGAAUGAUAUCUACAAGUUCUUGAUCAAAGCCCCAUUGUUUCUAGGCUUGUCGUUUGAAGACAACAUUGCAUAUAAGCUUGUGUUUUUGGUGAAGAUUGGGUAUAGAUAUAGAACAAGGGACAUGGCAGCAGCAAUGGGAUCUGCCACCAGAACAAGCUCUGAUAAUUUGCAAAGGGUGAUUGAGUUGUUCUUGAUUUAUGGUUUUUCGUGUGCCGACAUUGUUGUCAUGAGCAGGAGGCACCCGCAGAUACUGCAGUACAGUCAUAGUGCGUUGGAGAAGAAGAUGGAGUACUUGAUAAAUGAUAUGGGUCGUGAAAUCGAAGAGUUAUUAGCCUUUCCUGCAUUCCUUGGUUACAAGCUUGAUGACAGAAUUAAAGCCAGGUAUGAAGUGAAGAGGAAGAUUUUGGGGGAAGGAAUGUCACUGAAUAAGCUCUUGACUGUUUCAUCUGAGAGUUUUAAACCAAAAACUCCUGCUUAUGUAAUUGAUCUGAACGUGGAAUGAAAGUUCAGUUCAUUCAGCUGCCUUGUUAUGACUUAUACCUUGUGAUUCACAAAGCACCA
Messenger RNA from Rosa chinensis, 1684 nucleotides. Its product is annotated as transcription termination factor MTERF8, chloroplastic. NCBI's taxonomy places the organism in Eukaryota, Viridiplantae, Streptophyta, Magnoliopsida, Rosales, Rosaceae. Gene Ontology annotation, biological process: regulation of DNA-templated transcription. Bases 99 to 1625 code for a protein of 508 amino acids. Gene Ontology annotation, molecular function: double-stranded DNA binding. The transcript is spliced from 2 exons. The record is from RefSeq and is a predicted model, not a curated record.